GGCGGCCGCGGCGCGUCACGGUCGCGCGGUGAUGACUCAGCGCGAGGGGCGCGGCGCGGCGCGCGGCUCGGGGGCGGCGGGCGCGGAGCGGGCCGCGCGGCUGGCGGCGAACAUGGCCGGCGUUGCCGACGCCGCUGCCGCCGCCGCGCCGGGCAGCGGCGGGGACGGGCGGCGCGGCGGCGCCCCGGAGCAGCAGCAGCAGGAGGGCGGCGGCGGCGGCAGGGGCGAGCCGAAGACUCUCUGGGCGAGCAGCGAGUCCCGGCCGCCUCCGGCCGGCGCGGGGCAGCCGUCGCCGCAGCAGCGAACCGAGACAUUGGGCUUCUACGAGAGCGACCGGGGCAGGAAGAAGAAGCGGAGCCUCUCGGAUCUUUCAUUGCUGAGGUUCAUCAGUGCUGAGCUAACGAGAGGCUACUUCCUUGAGCACAAUGAAGCAAAAUACACAGAGCGGAGGGAGAGAGUAUACACGUGCAUGAGAAUACCAAGAGAACUGGAAAAGUUGAUGUUUUUUGGAAUCUUUUUGUGCCUGGAUGCUUUUCUGUAUGUGUUCACCCUGCUUCCUUUGAGAGUUUUUCUGGCCAUGUUCCGGUUCAUUACUCUACCUUGCUAUGGCUUACGCUCUCAUGGGGGCCUAACAGCAAGUGAUAGACGUUUGCUGCAACCUGCUCAGGUAUGUGACAUUCUCAAAGGAGUUAUACUGGUCAUCUGCUACUUCAUGAUGCACUAUGUUGACUACUCUAUGAUGUAUCAUCUGAUAAGGGGACAGUCUGUCAUAAAGCUCUACAUCAUCUAUAACAUGCUUGAGGUGGCAGAUCGUCUGUUUUCUUCAUUUGGACAAGAUAUUUUGGAUGCUCUGUAUUGGACAGCUACAGAACCUAAGGAGAGAAAAAGAGCUCAUAUAGGUGUGAUUCCUCACUUCUUCAUGGCAGUGCUUUAUGUCUUCCUGCAUGCUAUUCUUAUAAUGGUUCAAGCAACAACCCUUAAUGUGGCCUUCAACUCCCACAAUAAAUCAUUGCUUACCAUCAUGAUGUCCAAUAAUUUUGUUGAAAUAAAAGGAAGUGUUUUCAAGAAGUUUGAGAAGAACAAUCUUUUUCAAAUGUCAAAUAGCGAUAUAAAAGAGAGGUUCACCAAUUAUGUGCUGCUACUAAUUGUAUGUCUAAGAAAUAUGGAACAGUUCUCAUGGAAUCCAGAUCAUCUUUGGGUGUUAUUUCCAGAUGUUUGCAUGGUGAUUGCUUCAGAAAUUGCAGUGGAUAUUGUGAAACAUGCCUUUAUAACAAAAUUCAAUGACAUCACAGCAGAUGUCUACAGUGAGUACAGAGCCAGUCUUGCAUUUGACCUUGUUAGCAGUCGACAGAAAAAUGCAUAUACAGAUUAUAGUGAUUCAGUUUCCAGAAGAAUGGGUUUUAUUCCUCUUCCACUGGCUGUUUUACUCAUCCGAGUUGUAACAAGCUCAAUAAAAGUACAAGGAGUCUUAGCUUAUGCUUGUGUUGUGCUGUUCUAUUGUGGGUUAAUAUCUUUAAAAGUCCUUAAUAGUAUUGUUUUGCUGGGGAAAUCAUGUCAGUAUGUAAAAGAGGCAAAAAUGGAGGAGAAGUUGUUCAAUCCUGUCCUGACUGCCACCCCAGGGAAGCCAGUCAGUAAACCGCAAAGCAAAUUUAAAUCUACCCAAGGAAUUUCCACAGAUGAAAAUGGAUCUACAUCAGUUACCAGUCAACCUGUGCAUCAGAAAGAGAAUAUGCCGUCUUUACUUGUAACAAGCAAUUCUGAUCAAUUUCUGACAACUCCUGAUGGAGAAGAAAAAGAUAUAAACCAAGACAGUUCAGAAUUAAAACACAGGUCUUCAAAGAAAGAUUUGUUGGAGAUAGACAGGUUUACUAUCUGUGGAAACAGAAUUGACUAAUUUUUUGGUUGUUUUUUUUUUUUUUUUUUUAAUCAAUGUGCUAAGGAUACUGAGCUGUUGGGACAGCAGAUGCUACCAGAAUGGACAGUUGCCAAAAAAGGCACAUAAAUAUUUAUUUAAAAACUUAAAUUAUUAAUGGCAAACAAAUAUUAAUUUCUUUCUACAAGUAACUUGGCUUGGUGUCAGGUCAAGUAAGCAGUCUCUAACUUGCCUCUCGGAAAAUGUGGUGGAUCGUGAGUCUCUAGCCUGGUGGCAGAGCUGCAGUAUCGCUUUUCUGGAAAAUAGACUGGGAAAAAAAUAGUCCUGUUUUGCGUUACGAAACCAUGCUUCCAGAACGUACUACUUUUCAUGAAGGUUCCUCCAAUGUAAGGAUAUUCCUGGAAAUGUAUGACAACUUUACAGGAAGCUUGCCUUCCCAGUUAUGUUGUUUUAUUAAACAUCUGCAAACAGAAUUCAAAACUUGUAGUUAUCAAUGAAUACAUAAAAAAGCACUCGUACAUUAAACAGUAAGUCAAGACAGUUAUUCUUGUCAUCAGAAAAAUCUUUUCAAGAUGUAUCUGAACUAUUCAGAAUAAAAUUGUCUUUAAAUGAAAGAUAUACUGCAUAGUAUUUUAUCUAAAUACUAAACACCAAGGAAAAAAUCAUAAAUACAAAAUAUAGUGAAGGUUCUGCUUAACUGUGCAAAUAUGAAGCAUAAUCAUUUCUUGUGUUCAGUUAUGUCCUGCCAAGCAAACUAUUUAUACAGUUAUUUUCUAAAGCUGAGGACUUCUGGUUGCUGUGGAAAAAAUAAUAAAAGGGCACUUCUAUAUACUAAGGGAAGGCAAUGUUAAUUGCAGCAAGCAAAAGUAGCGUUGCAUUGGAACUGUAUGGCAUCAGUGCAACAGAAACAAAUCAUUACACUGCAUUUCGGGUUUAACUCUUUAAGAAUGACAUCUCUGUAUUAACUUGCCUGAGAAUGUCUAUGAUAGCUUGAACAGACAAUCAAAUCUGAAUUAUCCAUUUUAAUAGAUGAGUUUUAGUCAAACUUAAGUAGACCGACUAGACUUAUAAAGUGCAUUUAAGCAUUACAAUGCGUCUUAAGCUCUCCUCACACCAGAAAUAAUGGGAGAAUGGUUUGGAAAAAAAAAAAGAGAAAAGAAAGAUGGUUUGGAAUCGUUAAACCAAGAAUGAAAUAAAUUUCAGCUCAAAACUUUAGGCUGGAGAUUGGCAUCAGAAGACACCCUUUAGGUAAUGAUAAAUUCUGCAUAUGCUGUUAGAAAGAAAACACAGCACUAAUGUCUUCAGAUGCCAGGUAUCUAAGUAUGCAUCAGUUUCACUUUCCAAGGAAAACUUAUUAUACAGGUGCUUCAGUGCUGAAUGAAUGAUGACAAAAGUUACUUUUCACUAAUUUCAUAAUUCAUCAGAGUGGGAAGGCAGAGAUUAUUUAGUUUAUGAAUAUAAAAUGUGAAAGUUCAGUGUAAUCCCUGAAAUUUGCAGGACUACAUUAAUAUAGCAAAUGGGAUAAAUGCACAGAAUUAUAUGCAUCUGAGCAUAUUUAGUAAUGAGAUGGCUUUGCCAUACAGGCUAACAUGGUCUGCUUUGGUGGGACCUUCUUGCUGCAAUCUUUCAGCCGUUCGUCUCUCAUAAAGAGACGUUGGAGUAAUGGCCAAAAUCCAUGGAUACUGGUCAGGGGUGAAAGUAGAAGGAAGAGGACUUGCACUGGGGAAAAAUCUGAAAUUCUUUAAUUUUUGAUGUAUUUUAUACUAAUUGGAGAGGUUCACACAUUGAAAUUCAAAUGAUCUGUCGAUUUGGUGUGUCUUAUUUUUGAAUUAUUUAGCAGUUGCUAAAGGAAGCUUGGAAUUGCUUUCAUUUUUUUCUGUUGAAUGACAUUCUGUAUCAAUUUUAUAAGUGCAUCUGUGUGAAACUUAAUAAAUCAAUUUUGUAAUAUUUGUUUAAAAAAGUAAAAA
Dromaius novaehollandiae (emu) is the source of this 3840-nucleotide messenger RNA. It is a transcript of the gene TAPT1, whose product is annotated as transmembrane anterior posterior transformation 1. Bases 32 to 1894 code for a protein of 620 amino acids. Gene Ontology annotation, biological process: positive regulation of cilium assembly. The record is from RefSeq and is a predicted model, not a curated record. Lineage: Eukaryota; Metazoa; Chordata; Aves; Casuariiformes; Dromaiidae. Gene Ontology annotation, cellular component: endoplasmic reticulum membrane; ciliary basal body. The transcript is spliced from 15 exons.